UGUGCUGGGCCCCUCCUUCCUGGUUGGGGUGCUGGACGCUGAUUGGCCCUCCCGUGCUGUCAGUCACACCGUGGAGCUCCCCGUCCCCGGCUGAGGCUCGGCAGCAGGUUGGGUUGCGCGGCGGAGGAAAAGUGUCUUCAGUCAAGCCAGAGAAAUCAGCUAUCUUGGUGCUGAAAACAGUAGUUUUGACAUCCUCUUAACAGGAGUAAUCCAGGAACAGUGAGGAAAGUGUUCUCAAGUGCUGGGGGCUAGAACUGAUGGCAGACAAUGUCAACGACUAACAACAUAGCACAGGCCCGGAAGCUGGUAGAGCAGCUCCGUAUCGAGGCUGGAAUUGAGAGGAUCAAGGUCUCCAAAGCAUCUUCUGAACUAAUGAAUUACUGUGAGCAAAAUGCCAGGAAUGACCCACUGCUGGUUGGAGUACCCGCCUCGGAGAAUCCUUUUAAGGACAAAAAGCCUUGUAUCAUCCUAUAGCUUUCUUUGCUCUCGCGUGCACGCACUCUCUCAGGCAGGGCACCGUUCUGUAUCGAUUUAAACCAAGUCCCAAACUUAAAACUGUGCAGAGGGAUAAACACUAAAUGUUGGAUUCAAAUAGAACUUAAAAUCUCAAAUUUGAAGUGUUCAGAAAGGGGCUCGGCUGCUCCUGGGCGGUUUCCAUACUGAGAGGGGUUCCAAUUUAAAAACGGUCAGGGCAGGCGGGCGCAUUAUUAAUACUAAUUCUAGUUUCAGGGGUGGUGGGGGAAACAAGAAUUUAACUGCAUUUGCCAAUGGGAUUCAUGGGCUCUUAAAAAGAUGGAGUUUUGACCUUUAAAGUAUUUGGGCAAAGCUUUGGGUGUGCUUUUGAUUCAAUUAAUUAUUCCAGUUGACGUAUUCAAAGAAUUUCAGUCUGAUGGCUCUGUUUCUUGGGGAGGAGGGUGGGAGUGGCUGUUUUUAAUUUUUUGUUUUUUAAAUGGAUAUUAUAAAUUAGUAAAUUCAGAAUUAUUGGUGGGGGAAGGAGAGCAAAGUGUUUGGCAGCUGCAUUCUAAUGUGUAAUGAAAUCAUGAAACUUUCUCUCUCCAUGAAAUGUGGCAUGUGGUUCUGAAGCAUCAUGUGAUCUUAUGGUAUUUGUUACAAGCGAAUCCCAUUGCGGGGAAUAUACUUCGUAGAGUAACCCAUCAGCCAUGAAAAAUGAAAUGAUUCUCCUUAAGUCGUGCUUGGCCCAAGGCAAAGAAGAUGUGGGUGUUUACACCCUCUGAUCAGUUUGGAUUUUUAGUUCUGUGUUAUUGCCACUAUUUUCCUAGCAGAAUUGCGAUGUUGAGGGCAUUGAAUUGUGUUUGUUCUGCCUUUUUCUGAUGAGUGGUGCGAUUUGUUCUGUUCUGCAGUAUCCUGUUGCCACUUUUCUGUCCUGGCCUUUCAGAGAUUCUAGGUCCAAAACACUAGAAGUGGCCACUGUUAACCUCCCACCUCUCCUUCCCUCUCAUUAGUCAUUAACAUGAAUCUGUUGCAUUCAAACCUAUUCAGGGAGGAGCGAGGCGGUUUAAAGUUGUCAGGAAAAAGUGUUAACUCCAACAGUUCCCAUCCCUUGGAAUUAUGAAAUUUAACUAAUUUUUCAUUUACCAAUAUAACUAUGGGCACUGCAAAUUUGGGAACAAACUCAAUGCAGAGCAGGCAAGGGAGAAGGAAGGUAGUCACUUCUCCUUUGCCUGUGUCACCUGCUGCAGGAUAUAAGCGACAGUAAUAACUGGGCCUUUUAACCUGCUUUGUGGAUCCUUGCUGCAGUGUGCAAGUUCUGAGCACUCCCUCCCCUGCAGUGCAACCCAAAUGGUGCUUGGGAGAAAGAUCAGAGCUCAGGGAAGUACUGCUGCCUCUCCCAUCUAGUUAGAUCUGUUAGCAUGGGGCGCAUUCUGGGAACAUUUUAUAAGAACACAACAGAAUUCUGAACAGCCCUCUGGCACAGCAGCGGAUUCGCUUACCAGCUUAUAAGAGAACCUGUCCAAUACUGUCGGCUUUAUCUAAACAGUCAGGCCUAGAUCUCUUCCUACAAGAGAAUACCCAGCUUUCUAUGGAGAAGCAGGAGAGUGGCGCACUUCAGAGGGAUGAACAAGCUGCUGAGGCUGCAGAACAGUUACUAACUUCUCAUUUCUGAUUUAAAACGGGAGUUGAAUACUGGCAAAUUCAAGGUGCAAGUACUAAUCAUUUUCACUUGACUCACAGGGUGUCCAUUUGUACAUAUUCUUGCCACGUUUGGGUCCAGAUUGUGUUCAGGAUGAGAAGGAAAAAAGCCUCCAAUACGGAAUCCGAGGAAGCCUGCCACACUGAGCCAUUUCCCCAGUGUUUUGGGUCUCUUUGAAAUGUCUAGGCCUUUAAUAGAAACCCAGUGCUUUGCAUUUUUGGCACCCUCAAAUGAUGGCAGGCCAGAGAAUGCUUCCUGUCAGCAGGUUGAUCUCUGUGCGAUGGACAAGAAAUGCUAGAGGAGAACCUGGGUUUGAGCUUUCAUGGGAACUCUGAGGAUUUCGGCUCUUCUGAGGUGCAGUCUGGGGGAGGGAAGACUUGCAUAUCAAUAAUGGAGACUGCACACACCUUUUAAUAGUAAAAUGAGCAACCGGGGAUCUGCCUUGAGCCCAGCCUAGGCAGGCAGGCACUGCACCCCGGUUAUGUCCCUGGCGCUCCUGGAAGGGAAAAGUGUUGCAGCGUAUGACACUCUCGAAGGCGGUUCUGGAGCCCAGGCUGUGCUCUGGAUUCGCGAUCCUGGCAUGCCAUCCAACACCAGUUACUUUGAGUGAAAUGGGGCGCUAGUGCCACAAUACAGGCUAAAAUCUAUAGGGAUAAUAACUGAGUCAUUGACACCAGCCCUUGGGCAGAAACCUAGCUUCGAUUCUUUACCACUCAGUGUGCAUCCAGUGCCUGUCUGCUUGGGGAGUAACGCUCGACCUCUCUCCAUUCAAUGUGAGAUUUACUACUGAGGAGGGGGGACCUAAUAAUCUGAGUCUGCCUCUCCUAAAUGCCACUCCACUCGACCUGCUCAUGCAACUGAUUGACAGGGUUGGCUUUUGACAGGACGGGAGCGCCUGUCAUGCAGGAGAGACGAGCUCUGUUGAUCUCGUGGGUUCCAGAUAUUUUGCCAGCAGCUUUUUAUUACAUGAUCAUUUGCCUUUUUAAACAAUUUUUUAAAACAAUCACAUUUGUAACACUACUGCAAACUGCCGCACAUACCAUAUGUCGGGCUGCCGCUUUCAACUGGCUUUCCGGGGCCUCAUGCUGAGCUGAGGGAACUUCAGCCUUCUACUGGCCUUUCCAAGGGCCCUGGGUUCUAGUCCUGAAAUUAGCCAGCUGACUCCCUUUCCUGCCCUGCCUUCGCUUGUGUGCCACAGGACGUGGGCAGCAGUAGGGAGGGCAUUGGUUCCCUCUGCAGUGAACCUUCCCCAGGACAUGCUCGUUAAACGCCUCUGGGCUGGCACAGCAUUCCCGCGCCUCUCCCUUGCACUGUGAACUGCUAGCUUGCUGUAGGCUGUCCAGUGCACAGCGUUAAGCUUGCUGUGUCAGCCAAGAAACCCAGUGGGCCUCUCCCGGGGCAGCCAGCUGCCUUUGGGGCUUCCUGUAGGCUGAGCUAUUCCCAUGAAAUCGGCGAGCGAUGUCUUUGUUCUCCUUUAUCCAAUGUGAUUUAAGACUCUGUCGAAGGUUACUCCUGUAGUGGGGCAUUAACACUGUCCCAAGGGGUGUCUGGGUUUCUCCCCAGUGGGGCUUUCUCCUGUAGAUUAAAGAUUCCUUCUGUUCUUAACCUAGUGUGAGUCCAGCCUUAUUUUUCUACUCCAGAUUGCUGAUUCUUCCUUUACGUUAGAGAACAGUGUAUGGUGCUAUCGUGGGCAAUCUAGGCAGAUGCAUGAAUUUCUGGGUCAGCCAGAAGACCUGGGUUCUUCAUGUGCAUAGGAGAGAGCUAGUGGCAGAGGUUACUGCAGAAGCUAUCCACUUCUUCUCCACUCCAGACCCAGGCGAAGGACGGGCCAGUGUCAUUAGCUCGCACAGCCUAAGGAGUCUCCCAAAACCUACACCUCUGAGGUUGAUGCCAUCCCUCUCUCCACUUCCAGCAGCCCUUUUGCGUCCCAUGCCACUGCCAUCUCCUCCCCAAAACUUUUUCGAAUCGUCCCUGGGUCAAGCUCUCACCCCCUAUACCAUUUCUGCAGGGUUCGGCUUUAGUAAUCAUAUAAACUGCUCACCCUUGGUUCCCCCAUGGGUCAUUCUGCUGUUGAAUUCCGCCAGCCAGUCAUUUAAUAGUUUAGCAAAUUAGUGUCGAUCUUCCUUUUCUUUCUCUCUGCCUGGCAUAUCCAGUACGGCACCUUCACCUAACCUCCCUCUGUCUGAAUCCCUUUAACGUGCCAGCCGGUUUGAUAACCGGGGAGGGUGGUCCUUUACACCGUGAACCUGUAGUGGAGUCUAGCCUCUGCCAUAUUAUCCCAUGUGUGGAGAGGGGCUGCAGGGGAAUGGUCUUCUGGUACAGGACACAAUUUGAGAAAGUGGGGGAGAUGGGAACGGGAGAGGGACAGGCCAUGUGUGCCAAGCAAGAGCCAAUUCCUUUGAUUCAUACAGUCGAUGUUUUUGUGAUUUCCCCACAAGAGCUAUGCAAAGAAUAUGGGGAGGAGGGAAGCUGGGAGCAGCUGGCAGCUUGGGCCCCACUGAUCCAGACCAGGUUUUCAUUAACCCUUCACACAUGCAUGGCCUAUGCUGUCAGGAGUCCUUGCCCCUCCUUGGUCUCCACCGAUGGAGGUGAAUGGAAGUCCUUGGCACUAUAUAAGGGGAAUGGUAGGGCAAAGGCAGCUGGGUCUGAACAGUUAUUUCCGAGGGGGGCGGGAAGGUUGGAAGGAGCCUUGCCACUUGGUAUCUGAUGUAUCUUCAACUGGUGACUUGCCUCUAGGUGGAGAAAUCCUCAGCCGUUUUUAGUUUUUCCUUGUCUGAGUAAAUGGGUGAUCAUACUGUAGAUGUUUUUGUAUAGCAUAAAUAUAAGUGCAAAUUACAGUAGCUGCUUGUACUUUGUUAGUGUAUUUGCCAAAAAAAAAAAAAAAAAAAAGACACUUUCAGGACUUUUUAAGUGCUCCGAAAUGUAAAGGGGGAAGGAUGAUUGUGAGCUGAAUCUGUGGCCAGCCAGCCAGUGCCAGCUCAGCACUUAUUCCACAAAUGCCUUUUUGGGUGGCAAACACAUUCCCAAAUUUAUCUGAGGUUUCUUUAGCAUGUGGUGAAGCUGUUGCCUAAAAUAGAAAGGUCAGGGAUGUAAUCUGUAGACCAGCCCAUUCCCCCUGCUCUUAGACAGCUUCCCGCUGGGCUAGCAAGUAGCCAGGAGGCUACCCUGCUGUGUGCCAAGUAUCUGGGCCCCAACAAACAGGUUAGUGACACAACAAAGGCUGCAUGAUGUCUCUAGCUGGAAAGAUCAGGCAGUUCUCCCGCUCCUGGAAUGUUACUUAUGGCCUUCCCCAUAGAUGGUAUCUGUACUUGAAACCAGGCAUAUGGUUGCCUAGGAUUUGGGAGUAUUUCCCAUCCACCCCCCCCCCGCCUCCCCAAACAGCACCCUUGUUAUAAAUGUAACUCCAGUGCUCUGCCUCUCCAGGAUGCAUCUUUGGUCCUGUUCCUCUUAGAAUAAAGGCAGCUUUCCUUACCUAGCUCUGACCAGCAUCCUUACCUGUGUGAGCCAGGGUUAUCCAUUAGGAGAGCAGGCCAGCUGAGCACUUGGCAACAAGACAAAGCAGCAGUGCUUGCUUCUGUGCCCCCUUUGCACUCAGGUGCACUCAGCCCCUGUGACAAACAAGAGCGUAGAGCUCUAGGUGCUUCUAAAAAGCCAACCCCUUUGAUACUGUAGUGAUCUCUGGGCCUCAAGCACUGUGUCCAUAUCCUUCAAUUCACGUUCCAGCUGUGUGAGGAGGGGCUUGAAGUGUGUUCUGCUCAUUGCCCUUAGGAAAUGCUAAUGGGGAACUCAUCACUCUUUACCCAGUUCUGGGAAACAAAGUCCCUCUUCCUUUUACGAGAACUUAAAAAGUCAACUUUAUUUAACUAGAGUAAAAAUAACGCCUUUCCGUCAUCAAAACAAGAAGCCACGCAUCUAACAUUUAGCGCUCUUCAUUUCUCUCUCUGGUUUAUUAUUCUGAUUAUUAUUUUUUUUGCCAAACUCUGAUAUUUGUUGCCAAAUGCAAAUCAAGGGUUGUAAAAACUGUAUUUUAGGAAGUAAUCAGUGUAUGUAAUGUAGGUUCUUCAGAAUGUCUGCAUUUUUGGAUCUCUUGUUUUUUAUUUCUGGUGUGCCAUAGAACUAUUUCUUGCACAGUGUUUAAUAUUUUGUGGAAUUGUUGUUAAAAAGUGAAUUGAUAACACAAUAAAAAGGCUCACUUUUCAUUUUA
This is a messenger RNA of Chelonoidis abingdonii (Abingdon island giant tortoise), 6356 nucleotides long. It is a transcript of the gene GNG7, whose product is annotated as G protein subunit gamma 7. NCBI's taxonomy places the organism in Eukaryota, Metazoa, Chordata, Testudines, Testudinidae. Gene Ontology annotation, biological process: G protein-coupled receptor signaling pathway. Gene Ontology annotation, cellular component: heterotrimeric G-protein complex. The record is from RefSeq and is a predicted model, not a curated record. Gene Ontology annotation, molecular function: G-protein beta-subunit binding.